UGCAAAUGGAUGUUUGAUUCUCAGCACUAUGAACUUCUGCAAGACAUUUAAAACUUUGUGGAUUCAAUGAAACUUGUUCAAAAGGGUCGUUCUUUUUCCUCUACUUCCGAGUCAUUAUCAUCUCCAAUUCGAUGGAUCUCUCCUCUCCAAUCUGUCAAAAACACUACCGAGAAACUGGAUUCUCCUGUCGAGGCCUCAGACACUGUUGUAGGAGUGUCAAGAAAAAGCAAGUUCAUAACACACGCGUCUACCGUUGACUUGAUAAAACGUCAGAAAGAUCCAGAACAUGCUCUAGAAAUUUUUAAGGCAGCAGAGCAGAAGGGUUUUAGUCACAACAAUUCCACUUAUGCUGUUAUUCUCCAUAAGCUUGCACAGUGCAAGAGAUUCAGGGCUGUUGACAGAGUGCUUCAUCAAAUGACUUAUGAAACUUGCAAGUUCAAUGGCAUAUUCAUUAAUCUCAUGAAGCAUUUUUCAAAGUCCUCUAUGCCUGAUAAGGUACUACAUAUGUUCUAUGCAAUUGAACCAAUUGCUCGUGAAAAGCCUUCUUUGAAAGCCAUCAGUACAUGUCUUAAUUUACUGGUUGACGAGAACCAGAUUGAUCUGGCAAGGACAUUUCUCUUGGAUGCUCAGAAGAACCUCCACUUAGAGCCCAACUCGUGCAUUUUCAACAUCCUGGUUAAAUAUCACUGCAAAGGGGACAUUGAAUCUGCAUUUGAAGUGGUGAAACAGAUGAGGUCGCUGAUAUCUUAUCCUGACUUGAUCACCUAUUCAACUCUUAUGGAUGGUCUUUGUAGUUGUGGAAGGUUGGAAGAAGCUGUUCAAUUGUUUGAGGAAAUGGUUUCGAAAGAUCAGAUAUUACCGGAUGCUUUAACUUACAAUGUUUUGAUAAAUGGCUUCUCUCGUGCAGGAAAAGCUGAUAGAGCUAAGAAGAUAAUGGACUUCAUGAAGAAAAAUGGGUGCAACCCAAAUGUAUUUAAUUACUCCUCUCUCAUGAAUGGUUUUUGUAAGGAAGGAAGGUUGGACGAUGCCAAGGAGGUAUUUAAUGAGAUGAAGGCUGCUGAGCUGAAGCCUGAUACGGUUGGCUAUACAACCUUAAUAGAUUGUUUAUGUAGGGCUGAUAGAGUUGAUGAAGCUGUUGAGUUACUCAAAGAGAUGAAAGGAACUGAGUCCAAAGCUGAUGCAGUGACAUAUAAUAUUAUACUUGGAGGACUUUGCCGAGGAAACAGAUUUGAUGAGGGGCUCGAUCUGAUUGAGAGGUUGCCUUAUCAGGGUGUCAGUCUAAACAAGGCAAGUUAUAGGAUUGUGUUGAACUCCUUAUGCAAGGAAAGUGAACUGGAUAGGGCAACAGAACUUGUUGGCUUGAUGCUUGUCAGGGGGUUUCUGCCACAUUUUGCCACCUCAAAUGAGUUUCUGGUUUCUCUGUGCGAGGCUGGAAAAGCAGCCAAUGCUGUUGUUGUAUUAUUUGGGUUGGUUGAGAUGGGCUUCAAACCAGAGCCUCAUACAUGGGCUCUGUUAGUUGAUGUGUUUUGCAGGGAGAGAAAACUAUUGCCUACAUUUCAAUUACUUGAUGAAUUAGUCAGCAAGGUUGGCCAUUGAAGUGCAUCUGGGUCUUGAGGCAAAAAAAAUGGUGCAGAUGGGGGUUAAAAUGAAAAAGAAGAGAUAGGGUACUAUACCAGCAUAACAUUGUGAAUUCAGCGUAUCAUUUUUGAAUCCCAAGAUGUUGCAACUUCAGCUUCAAAUAAUAAUAACAUCUUGGUAAUUUCAUGGUAAAAGUGCUGGUACUUCCAUGCUUGUACUGCUUUGGGGAAAAAUGCAAGAAUAUCAGUCUUUUGCUAGAAUUUGAGAAAGAAUCAAGUAUUCAUUUUACUGCAGGAAUUGAAGGAUCAACAUAUUCUUAUUUAUGUCUGGCAGAGGCAGAUUUUGGAAAGAAUAGAGAGUGAUGAAGAGUAUAACAUUGCAACUUCCAAGUCAAAAGCAUAUGCCGUUUGCUUCUCAACAACGACGCUACUACUAUGUUUGAGUUGCUGGUUGGACAGUGUUCUUUGCCUUUUGACGUCCAUAUUUGCUUUUGAAGUGACUGAGAUUCUCAGGAUAGAACAUCUGGUUCUCUGAUAGACAAGCCACAUUUUAUAUGUUAACCUCAAGCUGGUCAUUCCAUAUUUGUGGGGCUCCUGGCCUUAGAAUUUCUAACGAGAUUACAACCGCAAUAGUUUCCCUGGCUAAGAAUGCAGGACUAGGAUUCAUCAAACCACUUGAUGGAGAUAGUGCAACUCUGAACCAGAUGUUGCAGCUGUCUUGGUUAUUAAAAUGAAAGCUGUUUUUGUAGUACUUCAUAACAUUUGGCUACAGACUAUGGUUGAUAAGAUUUUGUUUGUCUUGCUCGUAACUGAGUGAGCUUGUUUUUUUAACGCUUCCUAUUGCUC
This is a messenger RNA of Coffea arabica (coffee), 2423 nucleotides long. RefSeq lists its product as uncharacterized. The record is from RefSeq and is a predicted model, not a curated record. Gene Ontology annotation, molecular function: protein binding. NCBI's taxonomy places the organism in Eukaryota, Viridiplantae, Streptophyta, Magnoliopsida, Gentianales, Rubiaceae.